Laetiporus sulphureus 93-53 is the source of this 405-nucleotide messenger RNA. RefSeq lists its product as uncharacterized. The annotation marks the transcript as partial. Gene Ontology annotation, biological process: protein phosphorylation; stress-activated MAPK cascade; cellular response to oxidative stress. The transcript is spliced from 2 exons. Lineage: Eukaryota; Fungi; Basidiomycota; Agaricomycetes; Polyporales; Laetiporaceae. The record is from RefSeq and is a predicted model, not a curated record. Gene Ontology annotation, cellular component: cytoplasm; nucleus. Gene Ontology annotation, molecular function: ATP binding; protein serine/threonine kinase activity.
UUGCUCACCUCUCGUCCUCUCGAGAAGCAGUUUAUUCACUACUUUUUCUCUACCAGAUGCUUGUACAGCACAUAUGUGCACUUCGUGCUUCCGGCGCAUGUCAUUAACUGCCUCUUUCAAUUGUGCCUUUGCUUGGCACAGAUCCACGACCCUCAGAUGGCCAGCUACAUCUCGACGUGGUAUUAUCAUGCAUCGGAGAUCAUGCUUACCUGGCAGAAGUAUGACAUUGCAGACAUCUGGAGUGCAGGCUGCAUUUAUGCAGAGAUGCUUGAGGGCAAGCCACUCUUCCCUGGCAAGGACCGUGAAUCACGUCCCUACAGACGAGCCAGAGGCAACAACAAGUUUGACUGGUCGCUCAACGAUGCAAAGCUCCCAGGUAGACACAUGGAAGGUCAUGAUGUAUAG